CGUCAACUCACUUGCGGGCAGCCUUAGUACAACGGGUAGAGAGGUGUUCGAGUACGCCCACGUAAUUGUAGUCCUUAAUUCUGAGCGUUCGACCUCAAACCCGUGCCGGCGCACCGUUCGCAGCAGACAAAGGCUGUGGCUGCCUUCGUUGGCCGACCCAGUCUUCCCAACCCCUUGUAAUCGCUCUCCACCACCACCAUGAGGGAUCCGGUAGAUUCCUCGAAAGAGCUCGUCCGGCUGGUGGUGCGCAUGUUCUACGAGACCGAGCACAUGGUAGUCAUCGACGCGCUCUGCUACCACGGCGCGUUGACCAUCCAGGAUUUUGUCCAGAUCCUCGACGCAGGCAAGAACUCAAAGGCUGUAGGGAAGAUUGUUGGAAGGCUCAAGGAGGCAGGCCUGUGCAUGGUUUACAACCAGCAGAUAAAACGUGAGGGCGCGACCAAGCAGACCAGCAAAGAAUACUACUACAUCGACUGGCGUCACGCUAUUGACUCCUGUAAAUACAAGAUCCACAAGAUCCACGAACGUGUGAAUAAAGACGCGAAGCCCACGACCGAGAAGGCUGAGUUCAAAUGCCCCCGGUGCAGAUCUGAAUUCACUAUGAUGGACGUAAUCGACAGGCCUGAUCCCGAGGGGAGGGCAAGCGGCUUUUUAUGCGCGAGAUGCAACUACCCGCUCGAUGAGAUAGACGAGGGCGGUCAAGCCGACGACGCAAACGACGAUACACCAGCCAAAUUCAACAAAAUGUUCCACCCACUAAUCACACUCAUGGGCGAGAUUGAUCAGCUUCAGAUUCCCGCAGUAGAAGGGAAGGAUGCCGUCAACGAGCUUAUAGAGCUUCCGCGCGACAAGACCAUCGACCCGGGUACCAAGCACGAAGUCAUCGAGGAUGUGGUUUCGAGGCCCACAGCCGUCAAGGGAAUGGUCACCGGGCCAGAGAAGAUCAGUAUUCAAAUUGGAUCCAGCGCCGAAGUCAACGAGAAGCAACGCGCUGCAGACAAAGCCCGUCAGGAGAAGAUCGCCAUGCAGAACCAGCUCCCGUCAUGGCAUACAAAAUCCACUGUCGUCAAGGAGGCCAACGGAGGGAGUGCCGCGGCCAUCAAACAGGAGAGCAACGGUACAGAUUCGCCAACCGUCAAAACAGAGCCCGGCGAUGCAAAGCCCGCGACCCAGGACCUGGACGGUAUCUUCGCGCAGAUCGAAGCCGAGCGCCGCAAGAAAGAGAUGGAGGAGGAAGAAGACGAGGAAGACGAUGACGACGACGAAUUUGAGGAUGUGGCCGUCGGGAUGCCCAGUGCCCUCCCAGAUGCUAAACGCGUGAAGCUCGAGCUACCCAUUAUUUCUACGCCAUCCGCGGCUGCGACGCCCUCUGCGGCUGUGACUCCGGCUGUGUCUACGGGAGAUGGAGGGGACGAGAGCGAAGAGGACGAGUUUGAGGACGUCAAUUGAUUUCUUUUGCAUAGCGCUGGCGUUGGGAUAGAAAAGGCGUUUUAUACCUGGCGCUUCACGCAUACUGGGUAAGGUUUUAACUGGAAAAAAUUACACGCGCAGCAGUGAGAGGGAACUCAAUGGUACCGUUGGUACAUGGCAUGAAGCGGUAUAUAUGCUUCGAUUAAAACAUGAAAUAGGGAUAAUCUGUGGUAGAUCGCUUGACGUAGACUAUUUGUAAACUAGACUUGGAUUUUUCUUCGUAUCAGUUAUGUUCUCGAAAUAAACACAAUAAGCGGA
Molecule: messenger RNA, 1728 nt
Organism: Dothidotthia symphoricarpi CBS 119687
Lineage: Eukaryota; Fungi; Ascomycota; Dothideomycetes; Pleosporales; Dothidotthiaceae
Exons: 2
Coding region: 199-1449 (416 amino acids)
Biological process (GO): transcription initiation at RNA polymerase II promoter; transcription open complex formation at RNA polymerase II promoter
Cellular component (GO): transcription factor TFIIE complex
Source: RefSeq, a predicted model, not a curated record